Messenger RNA from Xyrichtys novacula (pearly razorfish), 963 nucleotides. The record is from the annotation of a GenBank genome assembly. NCBI's taxonomy places the organism in Eukaryota, Metazoa, Chordata, Actinopteri, Labriformes, Labridae.
AUGGCAAUGGUUAAAAAACCUCCAAACAGCACAGCAGAUGCACAAAAGACACAGAAACCAGUAAUGCUGCUUUGGUUCUGGCCUGAAAACAGAAGAUUUGAUCUGCAAUCUUGUGACACGCUGUUUGGGAUUGACAGCUGUCACCUAACAGACAACAGAUCCUUGUACUCCAGCGCACAUGGACUUGUGAUUUUUCACAGAGGCAUCCAGGACGAUCUCUCCAAUCUUCCCACUUCUCCUAGACCGAAGUUUCAGAGGUGGAUCUGGUUUAAUACAGACUCACCCUCCAAUACCCGCAGGAUAGCAGGCAUCCAAGGCCUCUUUAAUCUAACUUUGGCCUACAGGAAGGAUGCAGACAUCCAGGCUCACUGGAAACUGUCUGUCAGGAAGAACACGGACCCUCGUUUCCAGCUGCCAAAAAAGGAGCGCUUACUUUGUUGGACUGCUGAUAGCAAAUUCCCCCACAUGAAAUCAAAUCAGAGCUACAGUUACUACAGAGAACUCUCAAAACACAUCAAGGUGGAUGUCUUUUACUCUGCAGAGUUCUCCAAAAGUGAGGACUAUUUCCUUACCAUCAGCAGCUGCAAAUUCUAUCUUUCAUUUGAAGGUUCAAUCGACAGAGACUACAUCACAGAGACUUUCAAUGGGCCUCUUGUGGCUGGUGCUGUGCCGAUAGUCAUGGGCCCGCCAAGACUGAACUACGAGGAUUUCUACCCAGGUUCCUCCUUUAUACAUGUAAAUGACUUUAGUGAUGCCUCUAAAUUGGCCAAGUUCCUCCUAAAGCUGGAUAAAGACUAUAAGAGUUACAUUAAAUACUUUGGUUGGCGGUAUGCCUUCACCGCCAGGCCCCACCCUAUUGAGGAGAACUAUGAGUUUGCACAUGCUAUCUGCCAGGCCUGUCAGUACCUGAGUGUGAACAAAGUUUACAGAGUGGUACCAGAUCUCUACAAGUGGUUCUUUUAG